AGCGGCUCGGGGGCAACGGGACGCAAAUAGAACUGGGAGCUGUGUCUUCACUUCCUCCCGUAACACCGGUAGGCAGGCCUGCCGGCCCUCAAGAGUCUUCGGUCUCCGGGUAAGAUGCCCAUUGCCUGGAGUCCCAGAUAAUACGCAAGUGAACUUAACAUGGAGAAUAUGGAAGUCAAAGCUAAAGAUUAUACAUUCCACAAAGAAAGCCAUUCCAAUUCGGUGUUUCAUUUGACACGUGAACACCUUGAACUGUUAGUAAUUUGGUCACACUGUCAUGGCAAUCAGUGCACAUUUACCCCAAUUUGGAGAGAGAUUAUUGAAGAACAACAAAAUGGAGUCCUGGCGAUUUUGUGGGAGUGUGAAGCUGGUCAUUCUUACCACUGGUGGACUGGAGGUGUGUGUCAGUUACCAUGUGAUCAAGAGAAAUCCAGAGGUCAGCUGCCUGUAAAAUCUAAAUAUUUGGAAGAUGAUUUGGUAAUACCUGGACAAAUCCGAAAGGCACAUAGAAUUAAAACUAACAACAAUGAUUUAGCCAAAGAACCGGAUUCAUCUGAUGGCUCUUCCAAAUCUUUUCUACCAACCAAUGUUAAGGCAGCUCAGAAUGGAGCACCAGUUUCACAAGUACUUUCGACCCAUCAUUCGUGGAGAGAAACAGCAGUUGCUAGUGACAGAGGAAAAUUAGGUGUCAGUGCUACAAUUGGUAACACAUCAACUGAUAAUGGAGCUGAAAUUGUGCAUAUAAAAACUGAAAGAGAAGAUACCGCAGAUUUUACUAAGCACUGUGAUAUCAAAGAUGAAAAUAGAAGUCAAAAUCAAGAGCUGAAGAAAUAUCAUGUGAGCAAUAGUUCCUUGGCUGCAGGGCAAUCUUCCGGACAUUACCUAUCUUCAACUGACACAUGCAGUCCAUCAAAUGGCUGCAGAAAACGAUCUUCUUCAUUUACUGAAGACCAGUGCUCUGAUCCAUCACUAAUAUCUCACUGUAAUAGCAGCAAAGUUCAUGUUUCAGAGCACCACUCCCCUCAUCCAGUUUCCAGAGGAUCUUGUUUAGUGGAGAGCACCAUGAAGCCAACAGACGUAUCAGCAGGGCAUUACUCUAUUGGGUCAGCUAAGCCGACAAAUCAGGAUCAGAGUGGUGCAAAUAUGGGGCCGCUGUUAGAUUCUGAAUAUGGUCGUUCUUUAACCCAUAGUCGUAUAAAUUCUGAUGUUCAUGAACCUGAAUUGCAGUGCGACAGUCCAGUAUUUGGGCAGGAGGGCGUAGUAGAGUUUUUGCAUGCUGUUUUGAAACCUGAUGUCGUGGACGAGAUCUUCUCCAAUGCUCGAUUAGCAAAUGAAACUGAUGUUGAAGUUUUGACAGACAACCUCAUUGGGAAAGAAGCUGUUCUACUAGAUCCUGGAAUUCAGUCAAAUGCACAAAUGUAUUUCAGUGCUGGUGGAUGGGCAGCAGUUGCAGCAACACUUGAAGUAAUGGGAGAGGCCUUGGAAAGGAACAAAAGUUGCCAAGAUAUGGAAGACUCAGUAACAGAAGUUUCAGAUUCAGGACCAGAAUUAAUGAUCACGAAUCCAUAUCCAUCUUGUAAUCUACUUAAUGCUACAGCAAUGGAUGAAGAACAAAUUGUUGUUGCCCAUGUGCCUGCUUUGCUCCCCUCAGCGGAUGAUAAAAAGAGGAAAGUUAAAUAUCCUGUGACUAAGGGAGAAAUUAGAAGGCGCAUUAUUCCCCCUGAAAAAAUGUCCAAAACAGUCAUUAAAAGCUAUCUGAGGUUAAGAAGGGAUAACCGCUUUGAUAUCCGCCAACUUCUGGAUCUUCCUGUAACUGGUUAUGACCGAACCCUUCAUACAUCUUUUACUCGACUCUGUGAGGGAGAGGCAAAAACACUGACAGAAAACUUUCAUCAGCUGAACCUUGGCUACUUUCCUGUUGAUGAAUGUGCCAGCAUGAUGGCAGAAAAAGCUGCAGCAUCAGAAAUAUAUGCAGCAAGGCAAGUGGGUAAUCUGUAUUUAAUUGAGAGCAACUGAAGUUAAUUAGCUAAUAAGAAUUAUAUGUUGGAUCCAUCCGGAGGACCUGAGUUUGAAUCCCAAGCUUAACUGACAUUUGUAUUCCUUAAGAAGAAAGGUGAUUGAAGAUCUUGAUUCAAUCAUGAACAAUUUUAUGUGGCAGGAACACCCAUAUAAUUUAAUCACACAUGGAUUUGGGCCUCAGAACAUCAAGGUGGUUUUGAACUUGAUAAAGCUACUUCUACGAGAAUCACUACGAAAGUCAGCAUCCUAAUGCAAGCAGACCAGAAUUUAUAUAUUUUUUUAAUCGCAAUAGUGAAAAACAUUUCUGUGUUUUGUCUGUUCACCCUAUUCACAUGUUACUAACUCUGUAAUGAUAGUUACAGAAAUGUUUUAUAAUGUAAUUUAUACAGAAGCCCUUCUCUAUAAAACUGUCAAUGGGACAGCUGCGUAAAAAAUUGUGUGGGAAAAUGGAACGGAGAAGGCAUCUCUUGAGUUUGUUAGAUAGUUAGAAAAUUGUUUAUUUGUUGUAGUGAAUGGGUCCUGUACUUCAGAAUAAAAUGUACGUCAAAAAUAGUGUAAAAUGUGAAAUGUUUACAUGAAUCAAAUGAACUCUGUGCUGUUAAAUGGUUAAAAUACCAAAAUCAUUGUUUAUUCAGACAAGUAUAUACAGACAGCGAACUGAAACUCAUCUAACCAUAGCAAAUCCUACCUGAGAUUUGUAAAAUUCCUUCCUGUGCACAGAAGUGCAGAUUAGCAUGAAAAAAAAUGACUAUUGAUUGAAAGAAAACAAGAAACAGUCUAGUUAAUCUUUAUUCAGGUUUGCCACUCUUGCUUAGUAAUCAAAUUAAUAGAAGCGUCCUGUAUCAGAUCAAGAUUUGGCACUUCUACUCAAUUGACAUUAGUGUAAUUAAUCCAAGAGGUAAAAAAUCAUGUUUUUGUUAAUCUGUACAAUGAACAUAUAAACUGGAAGCAGUAAAAUGUGGAGUAAAGAACUUACAAUUAGUUAUUUCUCAUCUGUGCAUUGUAAUUCUUCAAAAAUAAGUAUUGUAAACAACUUCAGGUGAGAAAAUGUGGAUUAAGUCAAAGAUUUUAAUGAAGUCAAGUCAAGUCACUUUUUAUUGUCAUUUCAACCAUAACUGCUGGUACAGUACACAGUAAA
Messenger RNA from Mobula hypostoma (lesser devil ray), 3157 nucleotides. RefSeq lists its product as uncharacterized. The transcript has 8 exons. Lineage: Eukaryota; Metazoa; Chordata; Chondrichthyes; Myliobatiformes; Myliobatidae. The coding region runs from base 160 to 2016 and encodes 618 amino acids. The record is from RefSeq and is a predicted model, not a curated record.